Messenger RNA from Fusarium coffeatum, 744 nucleotides. RefSeq lists its product as uncharacterized. The transcript has 5 exons. Lineage: Eukaryota; Fungi; Ascomycota; Sordariomycetes; Hypocreales; Nectriaceae. Bases 1 to 744 code for a protein of 247 amino acids. The record is from RefSeq and is a predicted model, not a curated record.
AUGCGUAAUCCAGAUGCCAAGGACAUCCUCGCUUCCCAAAUCCUUGUCCUCGUCGCGAUAGCCCUCGUCGCAGCCCGCCUCAACCUCCGUCUCCGGAUACAAAAGCGAAAGCUCCUUCUCAGUGAUAAGUUCAUGGUCGCGGCAUGUAUAUCAGGCGUCAUUGCUGGUGCUUUCGGACCCGCGUUUGCAGCUCUUGGUGCGUUUGAGCCCAGCGUGCACUCAACCCUGGAAGGAUAUAGCGGUGGGACUACCAAUCUCAGGCUGGUGUUGAAGUUGCUCUUUGCUUCCAAUUUCCCAUUUUACACGACGCUUUACCUAUGCAAGGCGGCUCUCUUGUCGGUCUACUUACAGGCCUUCCCCGACUUUAUGGUCAAGCGACGGAUAUUCCUCUGGAUCACGAUAUGGACGACGAUCGCCAGCUAUUUUAUCACCAUUCUCCUCAUCUUCUGCAUCUGUAUACCCCUCGACAGACACUGGCAAGGACUUGAGAAUCUACAGAACCUGUUUGCCUUGGACCUAUGCGGUUACAUUCAAUUUUUCAUUCUUCCCUGGCUUAUUGUGCCAGCACUGAAUGUCAAGCGAUCACUCAGAAUUGGUAUUUACUUUACGUUUUUACUUGGAACUGUCAAUAUUGCAGUCAGCCUCGGUCGCUUCCUCACAAUCUUCAACGCAGGCGCCGACUCUACCAUAUCACUUGCUGAAAUUAGUACUACUCCCUUUCCUCUGGGGCAGAUUAGAUGUUAA